UAAACUCCUCACGCCCAUUCCUCAGACGCACAAGGGAGAGGAACUCUGGAUCAGCCUUUACGCAGCGUCCCCAGCCCUCCACGGGCUUUGCUUUGAAUGGAGCGCCUCUAAACCCGAGGCUCGUUCGCGGAGGAGGCUUUGCAAAGUUGCUGCGCUGAACCUAAAUUCAGGAGACAUGUCAGCCGCGCAGGGACUUCUCAACAGCGUCUUCUCCUGCUCGUCGCCGGCUUCCAAAGCCAUAGCCAAACGGAGGCUACGGCAAACCCGCAGCCUGGACCCCGCGAUCAUACGGCACUGCGGCACCGGGAGCGACGGGGUGAGCGGGCCGCAGUUUGCGGCCGCCGACGCAUCAGGUGCGCCUCCGGGUGCCAAGCCGGCUUUGCGCACCAGGAUCCCGACGCUGAAAGAACCCAUCACGCCGUCGGUCUCCUCCCCAUCCAUACCCUCGGAGGUUUCUCCGACCUCCAAUUUCCACUUCGACUACGAUAUCGCCAAGCGCCCGAAAAGGAAUACCUCGGGGGAUUUACCGUUUAUGGUGAGGGGAGCCGGCGCGGCGCCGUCGGGGAGCACCGGCGCGCUCUUCUCGCCGCGGAGGUGGCUCCAGAGGAAAGUGCAGCCGGCCUGCCCUCACCCGUACGUUGUGUGGAAAUCGGAGGGAGAUUUCACUUGGAGCAGCCUGUCAGGGCGGAGUGUACGCCUGACUCCAGUCGCCAUCCAGAGCCUUUCAGAGCUGGAAAGAGCCAGGCUUCAGGAAGUAGCCUACACCCGCUUGCUCCAGGACUAUGAUCUGGGGUGUCAGAUAACCAUCCCAAAGGAUGGACAGAAGAGGAAAAAGUCUUUAAGAAGGAAGCUGGACUCCUUGGGCAAAGAAAAGAGUAAAGACAAAGAGUGCGUACCCCAGGCCUUCAGCAUACCCCUGUCCCAGGUCAUCGCCAACGACAGAGCGCACAGGCAGCGCCAAGACGCCUACCGCCUGGACCCUCCGCAAAGGGAGGAGCACAAAGACUCCUCUGACCUCGUGUCAUCCAUUUUGCAGUUUGCCACCAAGCGACCGUCCAACAAAGAGCUGUCCAGCAGUAACUCCUCGCUGAGUUCCACGUCAGAGACGGCCAAUGAGUCGACGUCGCCCAACACCCCAGAGUCUGCGCCGCGAGUCCGCAGGAGGGGAGGCAUGUCUGUGGACUCCAUCACGGACCUGGAUGACAACCAGUCCCGCCUUCUCGAGGCGCUGCAGCUCUCCCUGCCUGCCGAGACGCCGAGCAAGAAGGAAAAGCACAGGGACAAACGUCUCAGUCUGAACCCCAUCUACCGCCAGGUGCCCCGGGUGGUGGACAGCUGUUGUCAGCACAUAGAGAAAUACGGUUUGCAGACUGUGGGGAUCUUCAGAGUGGGAAGCUCUAAGAAGAGAGUAAGACAACUGCGGGAGGAGUUCGAUCGCGGCGUCGACGUGCAGCUGGACGAGGAGCACAGCGUCCAUGACGUGGCGGCCCUGCUGAAGGAGUUCCUCAGGGACAUGCCUGACCCUCUUCUAACCAGGGAGCUCUACACGGCCUUCAUCAACACCACAUUGCUGGAGCUGGAUGAGCAGCAGAGCGUCACCCAGCUGCUGAUCUACCUGCUCCCAGCAUGCAACAGCGACACUCUGCAUCGCCUGCUGGAGUUCCUGUCCACCGUGGCAGACCACGCCAACGACCAGCACGCCAAGGAUGGUCAGGAGAUCCCAGGGAACAAGAUGACGUCUUUGAACCUCGCCACCAUCUUCGGGCCCAACCUGCUCCACAAACAGAAGAGCUCGGACAAGGAGUUCAGCGUCCAGAGCUCCGCCAGGGCCGAGGAGAGCACCGCCGUCAUCGCCGUGCUGCAGAGGAUGAUCGCGGGCCGCCAAACCCUCUUCAUGGUGCCCCCCGAUCUGCAAAACGAAGUCUUGAUGAGCCUUUUGGAGACGGAUCCCGACGUGGUCGACUACCUUCUCCGGAGGAAGGCCUCACAGAGCCCCGACCUGCUUCAGCCCGAGGAGCCCUUCACUCUGAGCGAGCGCCGCUCGUCCAGCGACUCCAACAAGGUGUCAAGCGGGGAGGUUUCUCCCUAUGACAACAAUUCGCCGCUGCUGAGCGAGCGGCGAGGGGAGCCGGGGGGUCUGGCGGGGGAGCGGCAGUUCCCUGCGUUGGAGCAGGUGGCCGACUGGAGUCGAGAGCCUUCCAAAGAGGAGCAUGCUAACAUUUGGGGCACAUGGCACAGCACUCUCAAACCAGCUCUCAAGAAUCAGUCAUAUACAGGUUCCCAUGGCAACAUGUCAGAGGAAAGCUCCCGCAGCUCUCAGGAAGGUCUGGAUGGACUCCACGCCGACGUCAAACAGCUGACGGACACAAAACGGACUCACAGGACACCCGAGUGCAGAAACCACCCCCCCGUAACCCGAACGUGCACGGCCCCUCACUCAGAGACGGGGCGACCGCGCCUGCAGCUGAGCAUCAACCCCUCCCUGACGUCCCACCCGAGCAGCACGCCGGCCCCCCUUCGAUCGCCCGUCGAUGGACGCUGUCCUCCGCCGUACGGCGCCCACCACCGCGUGGCCGGCUCUCAGAGCUCCCCGCAGCUCGCCGCGCCGCGGCCUCAACCGGCGCCCGGCAGGCCGACCGCGCCUCAGCCCAACCCGGGCCAGACGGUGGCGCAGAGUUCGGACUGGCAGGACUGGCAGCGGGAGCGGUGGCAGAUCUGGCAGCUGCUCUCCUCGGACAAUGCCGACACGCUGCCGGAGACGCUGGUGUGACCUCAGACUGUACUCUGUAACCCUUCAGCGACGAUCCCGCCUCCGUCUUGUCCCGUCCUUUCCUUCUCUUCAGAAACCCCCCCUUCGACUCCUGCAUCUCAGCGCCAUGAAGAUGUUUACGUGCGCAGCUGCUGCCUUAUACAGACUUUGUGUGUUUUUUUUUUUUCUUUUUUAAUAAAUCCACGAGCCACUAGUAUUUCUUUGGAUGGAUUUUUAUGACCUCUCUCUUUCGACCCUUGUGUUUCGUGAUCUAGGGGCCCACCAAAAAUACCUCAAAACACACGACCCUUUUAGAACACCAAGUAUUCCUCUAAGAGUCAGCGUAGCCUCUUCGAUGGAAAACACCUGCUUCUCUGCCAUUUUUCACCAUAUUUUAUGGCUUUUUUUUUUUUUUUUUUUUUUUUUUUUUUUUUUUUUUACACACAAACUCUAAAAUGUACACAUUUGCUGCUAACAUUGUUUGUGCGUGAUAUUAAUGUUAUUCAGCCACAUGCUUUAAUGUUAAAUGGUGUUGAACUGUACAAUGUGUAACAUAAUGUAACAUAUAUAUGUUUUCCUCAGAGUAUCUACCUAAAAUCAAGACAGUUGCUUCGUUGGGUGGUCUGAACAGCUUUUUGUCCCUCUUUUGUUGCCAUAUAUAUAUAUAUAUCCCCUUUGAAUGUAAAAAGUUUCUCUUGUGGCUUAAACGUGUGCUCUUGGCGCCUGCUUGAGUGCGGCGGACACAACGUGCCAAAGCUCCACUUUUGGAACUUUAAGGAGUUUUCAGGAUCAUUUAUUUUUGUCUUCGCUUGUCUCUUUAAUGGGCAAUUCAAAAAAGACUUUUUCACGAAUGAUUUAUUUUGCAAGCAGGAAAAUUCAGAUUUUAAAAUCAAAUUUUAAAGUCAUUAAGGUGAUUUUAAAAAUUCUCAAAAUAUGUUACAUUUAGCAAAAAAUAUUUUUUUUUCUUUGUGAUAUAGUAGAUUUCUGUAAAGAGAGAUUUUAUAUUUGUAAAAUAAUCAAAAUAGGUACAGCCUCCUCCAUAAUUAUUGACUCUCCUGGUAAAGUGGUGCUUUCCAAAGAAUUUCAGCCCGAGGACUGAGACGGCAACGGGAGAAGGUUGAUUUUGUAUGUAGUUUCUGUAUUGAUUUGACUAAUUGUUUUAACUAUUAUAUUCCUCAAUAACCCAAAGACAGCCCCAUUUACAGUUUUCUGCCAGAGUCUACCAGAUUUUCAUACAAAACGUCCUGGUAUUUGAAACAAACAGGCCAAGAAAGAUCCUCUAAUGUACUUUAAAGUGGGCAUAGGGGGAUUUUCCAAAUGUCAUUCCCUUGUUUUACACCCGGUAUGUUUUUGCUGAAACCUUAGUCUUAGUCUCAUCUGACCAAAGAAUACGCCUCCAGUUAAACAUCCAGCGGUGUUUGGCAAACCCGACACAUCUACAUUUCCAGUGGUGGGAAGGAGAAGGCUUUUUCCUGGCAGCAGCAGAUUAGCAUGUAGAUCGGAUCUAAUGCAGGUGAAUCCAAGGUGGCACUCUUUGAUGCAAGAUUUGUGUCCUCAAACAUUCAGUAGUGUCAUAGUUCUUAUCGAUUUAAGUGUUCUUUUUUUAAUAAAACUCAUUUGAUUGUAUAUAAGGGCAAGUUAACAUCUUAUGAUCAAAAGGUGUCAAAUUUGAAUGGCAUGUUCUCAUGUCUUGCCAAUUUUGAGAAGAGAACACAGUGGGGGGAAAUAAAGUGUUGGACUGUAUUUUUUAUUAAACAUCAAAACUUUUUUUUUUACACAUAAAUGUGGAAAAAUUAAAGCAUGGAUUUUUCUAGUGUAAAAUCAACAUUGUUUUUAUCUUAAAACCUUUUAAACAUCUCUACCAGGAGUGACAAUAAUUCUAUGUGGCACUGGAGAUAUUCAAAAUGUUUCUUUUUACAACUACUAAUUGAUUAAUUAACAGCAGUGGUCCAAUCUUUCCAACUCUUCUCAUUUUUAACAUUGAAGUGAAAUAUGUGCAGGCAGAUAUUUCACUUUUUAUUCUCUACAGGAGCCAUAGCUCCUUCCAUAAAGCCCUUUUGAUUUUUCUUUUAUUAGGACAACACGGCCCUAGAAUAAAGUAAGGAUGGUUGUGUCAAUGCAGGUGGCGCCAUCUAGUGUUUGAAAACGCGCUUAAGUUUGUCGCUGCCUCCCACAGAGUACCGUUUCCACCCGCCCAUCAGUGCUGCGAUUCAAAGCAUGUAACUAAAAGCACCUUCUGUGAACAUUUUUAGGAAUUGACUGUGCCAUAGGUCUGUUCUGUCCAUGUAUAGCUCACUAUUUUAUUUGAUACAUUUUUUUUUUAGAUUGUUCAUUGAUGUAAUAUGAAAUAUAUUAUCAAUCUGAACUCAAAAAAAGAAAAAUAAGGAAAAAAAAGACGUUAAUCCUCAUGGUUCUCGUUUUAUCUCAUGUCUUGUUGACUUCACUGUUAAGCCACCAGAAGUUUUUUUAUUAUUAUUAUUGAUAUUUUUGGUGGUUUUUAUUGGGUCCAAAAUUGUGUUCCGUUUUGUUACUGCUUUUGUACCGCGUGUCCUCAGCAUAUGCUACCGUUGGAUUAAAUAUGAUAAAGUUGA
Fundulus heteroclitus (mummichog) is the source of this 5340-nucleotide messenger RNA. Its product is annotated as rho GTPase-activating protein 6. The record is from RefSeq and is a predicted model, not a curated record. NCBI's taxonomy places the organism in Eukaryota, Metazoa, Chordata, Actinopteri, Cyprinodontiformes, Fundulidae. The coding region runs from base 176 to 2770 and encodes 864 amino acids. The transcript is spliced from 14 exons. Gene Ontology annotation, biological process: signal transduction.